Myxocyprinus asiaticus (Chinese sucker) is the source of this 3159-nucleotide messenger RNA. RefSeq names its product protein THEMIS-like. Gene Ontology annotation, biological process: T cell receptor signaling pathway. The record is from RefSeq and is a predicted model, not a curated record. NCBI's taxonomy places the organism in Eukaryota, Metazoa, Chordata, Actinopteri, Cypriniformes, Catostomidae. The transcript is spliced from 7 exons. Bases 163 to 2292 code for a protein of 709 amino acids.
UGAGCUUCGGCUUCCUGCCCUCGUCUGCUGUGCAGAACGCCUUAUAAUCUCGUUCUCAGUCGACACUGCUGAGCUAAACGGGCGUCUGGAGGGGGUGAAGGGCAUCCAGGGAUAUCCUCUGACAUCUAGCCCCCUGAUAACCCUCUAACUAGACUCUGCUUUAUGGACCAUAAGGUCCGUUUCUUCAGCUCUCAGCCUGUCCACAGCUUUAAAAGCGUCCUGUUCACGACAGAGCAGAAGAUGGCCAUGACACUGCAUGAAUUCACACUGUCUGUGGAUCCUAAAACUCUACCCCGAGUGCUACAGAUCCAGUCCGGAGUCUACUGUCAAGGCUGUGUUUAUGAGAUGUUUGGAAGAGAGUGUUCUCUUUCAACAGGAGAUCUGCUGAAAAUCUUUGAAACCACCAUCACUAGAUUCACUGCACAAAGCUCCAACAACACGGAGAUCGAAAUACCAUUAGAAUAUCCAGGUUUGUUCAAAUUGGUGGCUGACAGUCAGCCAUACCGAAGCAUACAAGAAGUAACUGACUCACUGAAGAUCAGCUCUCACAGGCUGGGCCAGCCCGUGUUCCUCACCUGUUCAGAGAUCCAGCUCGCACAGGGGGUCUUACGAAAGGGAGAGAGCUUCAGAAUCACUGCUGUCACCCAUGAGCUCAACGAUGGACGUGUGGACUGUGAGCUGCUGCACAGAGAGCCAAAGUUCUGCUUUAGCUUGAGCUUCUCACAGGAAGGCCACUUCAGUGAGUGUGAGGAUGACCAGUUUUACACUCUGAAAGAAAUAGCAGAGUGGAAAAUCUCCAGAGGCAGGAAAAGGACAGUCACUGAAGUCAAAGCUCUGCUCAAGAAAGACUUCUUAUUAUCAAGUUUGUUGGAGAAUGUUUUCGGAGAGUUGACGCUGACUCCCAUGUAUGAGCUGAAGGCUGUUACAAAGCUUAGCGAGAAGGUUUUGCUUAUCCCAUCAAAUUUGGACGUGGAGGUGGUGGAUGUCACAGAAAACUUUGAUUGCGACUCUUUUGCGCAGCCUCUCUCUCUUCCAGAUGUUUUUAAGAGGCCUGCAGAGUUUUUUCCUGUGGUGGCCGAGUUGUCGUGUGAAAGCUCUUUCAAGUUUUCCCCAGACCUGGAGUCCUUUCUCCAUUCGAAACAGGUGAUCAUCCAUCAUGCUUAUCGUGCAAAACGAAUACUGGCCUCGGAAAUGUGUCACGAAGCUCCGAGACACUUUCUCAUUCCAGAGUCCUACAAUGGACGCCUCAAGCGUCGGCCACGGCAGUUCCCCACCGCCUACGAUCUGGAACGGGCACGCAGUGAGACAGAGGAGUUACGCGUGGUGGCCACCAGGGACUUUGACUCAACGUAUAACGGGCUUGCCUCUGUUCACGCUGGAGAUCAGUUUUUAGUGACAAAAGGCAAAAGCUGUGCGGUUUCACACAAUGGGACAGAGAAGGCAGCAGAUGCUUUCGAAUGUCUGAAGGUAACAGGCGUGAAAGAGUCUGUGCGCCUCCCUUUGUGUCUGGAGGGUGGAUUCAUGGAGCUUGUGAGUGACAAGCGUCAAUACACCAUUGCGGAGAUAUGCCGAUGGUUCCCGCUGCCCUUCAACGUCAAGGUGUCUGUUCGUGACCUCUCUUUGAAGGUGGACAUUUUGGCCGGAGUGCCCGGCUUGCACAUCGAGGAGGAGAUCUCUGACCCCUGCCUCCUCAUUUCAACCUUUGAUCUCUCAGAGUCGAGGGAGGUGCCAGUGAAUCGUACAGACUUGAUCCUUAACAUCAAAGAGCACUGGACAGGCGAGAGUCCAGCAUGUAGUGGAACUUCGGCUAUAGAGGAGAUCUCCGAGGACUGUUACUACACUCUGAGGAGAUAUGCUGUUGCUACGGUGACACCCCCACCAAGACCUCCAAAAAAACCCAAAGAUCCUCCACCACGGCCCCCCAAGAUGAUGUCAUCCAGAUCUCAGAGUGCCACCUCUGAAAACUCCAGCUGCUCUCCAAAGAGUCUCCAUGUUGAACCUUUUAAGCACGAUGACUCCAUACAUUGCAGUGACUUCAAAAGUGGAAAUGGCAAAAAGAUUCCCAUCAGUCCAGUCACCUUAGCUAAACCAAUCCUGCAGAAAGCUCUUGGCCGAAGUCUGGACAACGUAUCCACAGAGACAAAUGAUGGCGAUGAUGAUGUGCAUGAUUAUGAAUACAUAGAUGAAGAUCAGCUUGACAAUAUAAGGAGGACAUCCCAAGAGAAGCCUAUUACCACAGUUAAUGGAAUCAAGACCAGUGGAGACGUUGCCCACCCUUGUUUUAAAGCCUAGAAUCUGAACUUUACAAUGCAUAUAGCUGAUCUGACCAAUUCCUAAAUAAUGCUUUUUAAUUUGCUGGCAAAUAAGAACUGUUUCAUUCUAAUCAUUUGCAAAUUUGUUAUCACUACUAUUAUAUUCAGAGUUGGUAAAACCAUAAAAAAAAGAUGAGAUAGCCAUGUGUUUUAUAUCAUUGGAAAGGUCUCAAUUAGUAGAAUUAAUUGAAAUUUAUUUCACUCAGAGACCAAACUGCAGUGAGUAUUAGUGUAUGAAACACACAUAAAUAUAAUAAACAUAGUGGCUUUUUGUCAAGGUUUUCCUUAUUACUACCCGAAACACAUAUAUAACAUAGACAAUGACAUAUUGUAACUUACAGCAGACUAUCCCGAUUCAAAUGAGCCCAAACGCAACAUAAUAUGAUUAGUAACUCUUGAAAUAUUCCUCAAAGAGUGUAGCUGGAAAGACAACGAUGCACAAAAGGGUGCUCAACACACAUUGUGCGUGUGUAUUUGUGUGUGUGUGUGUGUGUGUGUGUGUGUGUGUGUGUCUGCAACACAACAUAAGGGUUAACAAAAAGCAAAAAUCUGUGUUCUAGUGAGACACUAUCAAUGGAAGUCAAUGGGGUCAAUCUGUAAAUGUUAAUAUACUCAUUGUUUCAAAAGUAUAGACACAAGACAUAAACAAUAUGUGUGUUAACAUGAGUGUGAUAAAAUCAAUUAUCUGUGUAAAGUUGUAUGCAAUUUUAUAACCUUAUAAAGGAAUAUUCCUUUAAAUUAUCUGGACUGAUAUAGGUAUACUAUAUGAGUUUAUUAUGUGUGUGUUAUGUUGCAUUGGUUAAUAUUUUCAAAUAAUGUUUGCCUGCUAAUUAUUCUCCUUAUUUUC